This is a messenger RNA of Ostrinia nubilalis (European corn borer), 1998 nucleotides long. RefSeq names its product juvenile hormone esterase-like. The record is from RefSeq and is a predicted model, not a curated record. The coding region runs from base 184 to 1848 and encodes 554 amino acids. The transcript has 4 exons. Lineage: Eukaryota; Metazoa; Arthropoda; Insecta; Lepidoptera; Crambidae.
GUUAUAAAAUGGCAAAUACAAACUGAUAAUGUGUCGUCACUAACAGCAAGCGGACUGAUAAUAUCAAUGAUAUCAAUAUUGGUACUGUAAGUGUAAACGCCAAAUUGCCAAGCCGCCUGCUUGAAUAUUGUGGUAGGAUCAGUAUAAAAGAUAAUGAGACGUGAAUAGUACGUUUCAGUAAAGAUGUUGCGCUUCGCAAUAACAGUCAGUGUGAUACUGACGGCAGCAGAGUGUUCCGUGGUCGUCACGACCACAGGCCCCGUGCGGGGGACGCUCGUGGAAGGAGAACAAGUUUCGUACUACGCCUACUUGGGAAUACCAUAUGCAGAAAGCCCAGAAGGAGAAUUACGUUUUAAGCCCCCCAUUCCCAAACAACCAUGGACUAAUGUGUUUAAUGCAACAGAGCAAGGCCCGGUGUGUCCGCAACCAGAAGGAAAGUACACAAGAGAUCAAAUGAGCGAAGAUUGUUUAUCCAUUAAUAUUAUGGUCCCGGUAAACAGAACGCAGGAAUCUUUACCUGUAUUCGUAUUCAUUCAUGGAGGAGGCUUUAAAAGUAACGCCGGAGAUAUUAAUAUAUUUUACGGACCAGAUUUUUACAUAAAAAGAGACGUUAUUUUGGCAACGAUUAAUUUCAGGUUGGGAGCAUUAGGAUAUCUAUCACUCGACACAGAAAAUGCAGCUGGAAACGCCGGUUUAAAAGACGCAUUAUUAGCUUUGAAAUGGAUUAAAGAUAAUAUACGGAGAUUUGGUGGAAGCACAAUAACUAUCGGAGGCCAGAGUUCAGGCUCAGCUAUGGUCCAUUACCUAUUGUUGACAGAAAAGUCCACGGGACUCUUUGACCGCGCUAUGUUAAGCAGUGGAAGCGCCACGAAUUUUAGAUUUUUAGCAAAAGAUCCAAAAGCGAAUGCUCUUGCUCUCGCUGAACAACUAGGAAUCUCAAAUCACAGUAAUAUUGAAGAUAUUUUAAAAAAUCUUACAAGCGCUGAUGCGUUCGAUAUAGUCGAUGCCCAAGAAAAUAUUUACAAAAAUAACCGUAACCCAAUGAGGCCAUUUGGUCCGUUUGUGCCGAACGUGGAAAAAGAAUCGGACCACGCUUUUAUCACAAAAAGUCCAUUAGAUAUAGUAAAAAUGGGAAUACCACAAAAUGUACCAAUAUAUGUAGGUAUGAAUGCACUUGAAGGAGCUUACAUGUGGCCUAGUCUUCACAAACUGUCAACCGACGACUUGAAGAGUAAAGUCCCUCUCUGUAUACCACCUGACAUAGAGUAUCCUGAGGACUCGGACGAGUACAAAGACUUGGUGGAUUCUAUGAGCGAGUUAUAUUUUGGCAGUAAAGACUUAUCCAACUGGACACUCACAAAACUUUUUAACCUAGUUACAGAUACCCAAUAUGCUCGCACUGUUGACUCCUGGAUAAGAAUCCAUAAAAAGAGGCAUGAUAGCGCACCCUUAUAUUACUACGUUUUUGAUUUCGAUGGGGAUUUAAAUUGGGGUAAACUAACCUACGGCAUAGAUUUUCCUGGCACUGUACAUGCAGAUGAUUUAGGGUACUUAUUCGUGACUAACAUCACUGCGCCAAUACUAAAAACUGCAGAUGCUAGAAGUUUAAGAACACUACAUAAUAUGGUGACAUUUUUAACGAAUUUCAUUAAGUACGGUAAUCCAUCCCCAAAAGGAUAUGGCGGGAAAGUAAUUUGGCCUGAGUCUGGAAAACAUGGACGUCACCUUGUGAUUGACGACUGUCCAAAAAGAGUGACGCAAGGACCUUUUAAAAAGAGGUUUGACUUCUGGGAAAAGGCCUACAAUAAGUAUAAUUCAUAUAUUAACAGGAACGAUGUCGACUUAUAACUUCAGGUAAAAUUUCAGUAAACAGCACCAGCUAAUUUGGAAACAAACACACUAAAUUAGAAUAAGUGAUUUGCUUCAGUUACCUGAUACUAUAGCAAUGUGUUAUAAUCGAUGAUAUGAGUGAAUAAAAAUAUGCAAUAUAAAAAGUAA